Messenger RNA from Cucurbita maxima (winter squash), 664 nucleotides. RefSeq names its product histone H3.2. Gene Ontology annotation, molecular function: structural constituent of chromatin; DNA binding; protein heterodimerization activity. NCBI's taxonomy places the organism in Eukaryota, Viridiplantae, Streptophyta, Magnoliopsida, Cucurbitales, Cucurbitaceae. The transcript has a single exon. Gene Ontology annotation, cellular component: nucleosome. The coding region runs from base 91 to 501 and encodes 136 amino acids. The record is from RefSeq and is a predicted model, not a curated record.
UAUCUACACCUCCAAAUCUCCAUUCACCAUAACCAAAGUCUCAGAUCAUAUUACCAAAACCUUCAAAUUUUGUCAUUCCAAUUCACCCGAAUGGCUCGCACCAAGCAAACCGCCAGAAAAUCCACCGGAGGCAAGGCUCCAAGGAAGCAAUUGGCCACUAAGGCCGCUCGGAAGUCAGCCCCAGCCACCGGUGGAGUGAAGAAACCUCACCGCUUCCGCCCUGGAACCGUCGCACUUCGUGAGAUCCGUAAGUACCAAAAGAGCACAGAGCUUUUGAUCCGCAAGCUUCCGUUUCAACGACUAGUUCGUGAGAUCGCUCAGGAUUUCAAGACCGAUCUGAGAUUCCAGAGCAGUGCCGUAGCGGCGUUGCAGGAAGCAGCAGAGGCCUACUUGGUAGGUCUGUUUGAAGAUACGAAUCUGUGCGCGAUUCAUGCCAAGAGAGUCACGAUUAUGCCUAAGGAUAUUCAAUUGGCAAGGAGGAUUAGAGGGGAAAGAGCUUAAAUUCGUGGAUCGAUAAUUUCUUUUGGUGGUUCUGUUAUAUUUAUGAGUUUGAUUUUGUGGUUUAGGGUUUAGAUCGGUUGCAUAUUGAAUGUAUAUGGGGAUCUUAUCCGAAUUUCUCAAUGAAUUGCUCUUUGGGCUGCAAAUUUUUCCAUUUUGAUGUUCA